This is a messenger RNA of Rosa rugosa (rugosa rose), 1065 nucleotides long. RefSeq lists its product as uncharacterized. The transcript has a single exon. The record is from RefSeq and is a predicted model, not a curated record. NCBI's taxonomy places the organism in Eukaryota, Viridiplantae, Streptophyta, Magnoliopsida, Rosales, Rosaceae. The coding region runs from base 1 to 1065 and encodes 354 amino acids. Gene Ontology annotation, molecular function: DNA binding.
AUGGUGGGUACUACAUCUUCCUCAGCAUCUAAUGCAAUGUCGGAGAUGGGUUCAUCAUUGAAGCGUGGUUCGGGUGAUAUUGGAUGGGAAUAUGCGGAGUUGGCGGAGUUGGCGGAUGCUUCAAACUUGGAUAGGUUGAAGUGUAAGUUGUGUGGGAAAUUAGUGAGUGGUGGGAUAUAUCGAAUGAAUCAACAUAUUGCCCACAUCAAGGGAAAUGUGGCUCCUUGUAAAAAGUCUUCGGAUGAGGAUAAAGCCAAAUGCAAGAAUGCUAUUGAAGAGGCAAAGUCUAAGAAGAAACAAAAGAGUAGACAUGAAGCAGAAGUGAGGCAAGAAGUCAUUCUUGAAGGAGAUGAAGACAAUGAAGCGAGUCAAGGGACAAGAAGAAUGCCGCAUACUCUUAGGCCUAUGGACCGUUUUGCAUCCCCCAUCGAUCCGGAUUCUUCAUUGGAUGGAAGUAGGAAGAUGAGGCAACAAAAUAUCAAUGAUGCACUUUUCAAGCAAAGAACACAUAGUGUGCAUCAAUACUUGGCUAGAUGGGUGUAUGAAGCCGGGAUUCCUUUUCAUGUCGUUGAUAGUGAUAGCUUCAAGAGGUUUGUCGAAGCGGUUGGUCAAUUUGGCCCGGGUUACCGACCUCCAAGCCAAUACCAAUUAAGGGAGCCAUUAUUGAAGGAAGAGGUAGAGAGAACUAAAAGUUCAUUGAAGAAGCAAGAAGAAGAGUGGGCUUUGAAUGGUUGCUCUAUUAUGACCGAUGCUUGGAGCGACCGGAAAAGAAGAAGUAUCAUGAAUUUGUGUGUCAAUUGUGCGGAAGGCACAACUUUUCUUUCUUCUAAGGAAGCAUCGGAUGAGGCACACACCAGGACGUAUAUUUUUGAAUAUGUGGACAAGUGCAUUGAAGAUGUUGGGCCACAAAAUGUGGUUCAAGUGGUGACGGACAAUGCUUCAAAUAAUAUGGCGGCGGGAGAUUUGAUGAAGUUGAAGAGGCCAAACAUAUUUUGGACUUCAAGUGCAACUCACACCUUGAAUCUUAUGCUUCAAGGAAUUGGAAACCAACCUAGAUUCAAAUGA